UUACACCCUAAGUUUCACGCUUCCCACCAACCCAUAGUCUUGGUCAAGUAGAUGCUUAGUCGUCUCAACCACAUCCGCGCCGCCUUGUUUUCUUUCGUGACGCCUGCAAUGUCGCAUACAGUUGAUACGUCUCAUUAUCGUGCCGCUUUGUCCACAGGUGCUCAUACUAAAAGCGAGAUUGCCACAUUCGCUGCGGGGUGUUUUUGGGGUGUCGAACACAUAUUCCUGAAAGAGUAUCCGCCUUCGCAGAACAAGGGCAUCCUGAAGACGAGCGUCGGAUACACCGGCGGGCUGGAGAAGGCUCAGAGCCCGACAUACAGAGAAGUGUGCACUGGAACAACCAAUCAUGCUGAGGCCUUGAAAAUCGAAUUCGACCCUUCCACAAUCCAGUACGAGCAGCUCGUCGAGUUUUUCUACCGUACCCACGACCCGACUACGCUGAACAGGCAAGGUGCGGAUGCGGGCACUCAGUAUCGUUCCGCCAUUUUCACACAUUCACCUGAACAGAGGAAGAUAGCAGAGGACGUCACACGGAAGGUGCAAGAGGAACAUUUCAAGGGUCAAACGAUUGUGACGGAAAUUGAAGACGCUGGGCAGUGGUAUGACGCCGAAGAAUAUCAUCAACUGUAUCUGUUCAAAGAACCGAACGGUUAUCAAUGCCCAACACACAGGAAGCACUGGUAGAUGGAUGGAAUUAUUAACACUGGGUAAAUGAGUAUUCAUAUAUAUUGAAGAAUGUACAGUAAAUACAAAUUGAAGUUGUGAACCAUCGACAAG
Molecule: messenger RNA, 777 nt
Organism: Suillus clintonianus
Lineage: Eukaryota; Fungi; Basidiomycota; Agaricomycetes; Boletales; Suillaceae
Product: peptide methionine sulfoxide reductase MsrA
Exons: 4
Coding region: 52-684 (210 amino acids)
Molecular function (GO): peptide-methionine (S)-S-oxide reductase activity
Source: RefSeq, a predicted model, not a curated record